This is a messenger RNA of Suhomyces tanzawaensis NRRL Y-17324, 1644 nucleotides long. It is a transcript of the gene PHR2, whose product is annotated as 1,3-beta-glucanosyltransferase. The coding region runs from base 1 to 1644 and encodes 547 amino acids. Gene Ontology annotation, molecular function: 1,3-beta-glucanosyltransferase activity. The record is from RefSeq and is a predicted model, not a curated record. Gene Ontology annotation, biological process: fungal-type cell wall (1->3)-beta-D-glucan biosynthetic process. The transcript has a single exon. Lineage: Eukaryota; Fungi; Ascomycota; Pichiomycetes; Serinales; Debaryomycetaceae. Gene Ontology annotation, cellular component: fungal-type cell wall; cytoplasm.
AUGUUGUUGAAAAGCAUCUUGGGCUGGACCGCCCUCGUGGCUUCCGCUGUCGCUGCUGACCUUCCCGAAAUCGAAAUCAUCGGCAACAAGUUCUUCUUCAAGAACAACGGCACUCAGUUCCUCAUGAGAGGUAUCGCCUACCAACAAAACCCAACCAACACCACCGCUUCGUUCCACGAUCCGUUGGCUGACACAGAAGCAUGCAAGCGUGACAUCCCCUACAUGCAAGCUGUCAACACCAACAUCAUCAGAGUGUACGCCCUCAACGCCUCGUUGGACCACACCGAGUGCAUGAACUUGUUGACAGACGCCGGCAUCUAUGUGAUUGCUGACUUGUCCCAGCCUGACCAGUCCAUCAACAGAGACAGCCCCGAGUGGAACUUGGACUUGUACAAGAGAUACACCGACGUGGUCGACAAGUUCCUGAACUACUCCAACAUCCUCGGAUUCUUUGCUGGUAACGAAGUCACCAACAACGUCACCAACACCGACGCGUCUGCGUUCGUCAAGGCUGCCGUCAGAGACACCAAGGCCUACAUCAAGGCCAAGGGCUACAGACAGAUUCCUGUCGGAUACAGUGCCAACGACGACACCGACAUCCGUGACUCUUUGGCCGACUACUUCGCCUGUGGUGACGAAGACGAAAGAGCCGACUUCUUCGGUAUCAACAUGUACGAAUGGUGUGGCUCUUCCACCUACACCUCCUCUGGUUACUCCGACAUCUCCAAGCAGUACCAAAACUUGGGUAUCCCCAUCUUCUUCUCGGAAUACGGCUGCAACAGAGUCACCCCAAGACAGUUCCAAGAAGUCGGCACCCUCUACGGCUCCGACAUGACCAAUGAGUGGUCUGGUGGUAUCGUGUACAUGUACUUCCAGGAAGACAACAACUAUGGUUUGGUUUCCAUCAAAGGCAACUCCGUGUCCACUCUUGCUGACUACAACAACUACAAGUCCCAGAUCCAGAAGAUCUCGCCCUCGUUAGCUGCUGCCAGCGCUGCCUCCACCGUUUCCGCCACUUCUUGUCCUACCUCCACCAGCAACUGGUUGGCCUCCACCAACUUGCCUCCUACCCCCGACCAGGAUGUUUGUGACUGUGCCACCAGCGGUGCCCAGUGUGUUGUCUCCGACGACGUGGACUCCGAGGACUACGGUGACUUGAUUGGUGUUGUCUGUGGUAUUUUCGACUGUUCUGGCAUCAGCACCAACGCUACUGCCGGAAAGUACGGUGCUUUCUCUCCAUGUGACUCCAAGAACAAGUUGAACUUCGUGUUGAACGCUUACUACGAAGCCAACAGCCAGCACAGCGACGCCUGUGACUUCUCUGGCUCUGCCACCAGAACCUCGGCCAACGCUUCCGGCUCCUGUUCCGCCCUCUUGAAGUCUGCUGGUGCUUCUGGCACUGGUGUUGUCUCUGGAAACCGUAGUGGUUCUGGUAACUCUCGUGCCAGUUCUGGUUCUGGUUCUGGUUCUUCCAGAUCCGGCUCCAGUGCUUCCAGAUCCGGUUCCCUGAGAUCUGGUUCUGCCUCUUCUUCCAACGCUGCUGUCAGUGUCAAGGGUGUCAAGCCAUUCUCCAUGGACUCCGUUGCCAAGACCAUCUUGAUUGGUGGAGGUUUCGCUAUUGGUAUCACUUUGACCUUCCUCUAG